AUGGCUCACAGCUUCACUCAGGAGUACUUUCAGAUCCCCGUGGUGACACGAGCGUACACCACCGCCUGCAUCCUCACCACCGCUGCUGUGCAACUUGAGGUCAUUACCCCCUUUCAGCUGUAUUUUAAUCCAGACCUCAUCAUCAGACGAUACCAGAUAUGGCGUCUGAUAACCAGCUUCCUCUUCUUUGGUUCUGUUGGAUUCAGCUUCGUGUUCAACAUCAUCUUUCUUUAUCGAUAUUGUCGGAUGCUGGAGGAAGGCUGUUUCCGGGGGAGGACGGCAGAUUUUGUUUUCAUGUUCCUGUUUGGAGGAAUCGUGAUGACUCUGUUCGGUCUGUUCGCCAACGUCUUCUUCCUGGGCCAGGCCUUCAUCAUCAUGCUGGUGUAUGUGUGGAGUAGAAGACAUCCGCUCGUACGCAUGAACUUCUUCGGCCUCCUGAACUUCCAGGCACCUUUCCUCCCCUGGGUGCUCAUGGGAUUUUCGCUGCUGCUCGGAAACUCCAUUGUGGUCGACCUCCUAGGUAUCAGUGUGGGUCACAUGUACUACUUCCUGGAAGACGUGUUUCCAAACCAGCUGGGAGGACGGAGGCUGCUGAUGACGCCAGAACUUCUGCGGGCCAUGUUCGAUCAGCCGGAGGACCCCGACUACCGUCCGCUCCAUGAAGAACAGCAGGGGGAAGAUCUGCUGCAGGACGAGGAGCCGCAGGAGUAACAAUACUAAGACCACAACAAUCUGGAUAAAUCUGAGGACACAGGAAGACAGUUAGAAGAUGUGGAUCUGUGGAGCCCUGACUCCUCGCAGAGUGCAGUAACGACAUUUAAAAUUGAACUGCACAUCAGCAUCAUGAAUAUUCACAAUAUUUCUUACCUAAUGGUACAUUCCCACUAAGCAUUUCAACUACGGAGAGUUUAUUUGCCCUAAAGAGAAGUUUAUUUCGGACAAAAAACAUAAUUUAAUCAAAGCAAAGAAAAUAUGGAAUCAUGUGUAGAAGGAAGACACACCAAGUAACUUUUUUUGGGGGGGGAAAUGAACUUAAAAGGGCAUCUUGUAGAGUUCAUUUGACCACGAUUCAGCAGAGAAAUGUUUUUACGAGUAGGUCCCUGUUGUGUUUUCAUGGUGCACAAGCACGGGGCGACAUAAAAGGCAGGGAAGAAAACCAAAAGCAAGUCAACACUGCAGGAUUUAAAAUGUUAAUAUAAAAAUGAAAUGUUUACUGAGGAAGAAAAGUGAGACCUCAAAGAUACACACAAUAACGGUAAAGGCAACAUUUGUUUCUGUCAACAAAACGCCACAGGGCACCUUUAAGGUCGAUUUACAAUAAUUGUUUUUUAUUUAGCUUUCUAUCGUAUCUCUUGGUCUUUAUCGGGGGGCAAUCACAUGAAUGUCAGAUGGUUUCAUACGAGGAUACAUUGUAAACCCUUUCUGAGGUCAAUAAGAUGCAAGGGCUUCAUAAAAAGCUUGUAACUGGACAUUUGGGUUAAGAUUUUGCCCACAUGAGCUGUUUAAAGUCUAAGAUGUACAGUUGAGGCCUAAAUUAUUAG
Trematomus bernacchii (emerald rockcod) is the source of this 1541-nucleotide messenger RNA. It is a transcript of the gene derl3, whose product is annotated as derlin 3. Gene Ontology annotation, biological process: endoplasmic reticulum unfolded protein response. The transcript has 7 exons. The coding region runs from base 1 to 711 and encodes 236 amino acids. The record is from RefSeq and is a predicted model, not a curated record. Lineage: Eukaryota; Metazoa; Chordata; Actinopteri; Perciformes; Nototheniidae. Gene Ontology annotation, cellular component: endoplasmic reticulum membrane; Hrd1p ubiquitin ligase ERAD-L complex. Gene Ontology annotation, molecular function: misfolded protein binding; ubiquitin-specific protease binding.